AUGCCUUCAUAUUCAUCUACAGUACUGGGUCUGAUGACCGCAUUAUCGCUCGCGGUUCCCCAGGUACUUGCUAUGUCCACGAACAGUUCCUCACAUGUCUGGGAUGUCAUUUCCAAGCUGGAAACAGACCCUGAUGGGUAUCUGCACAUUGCUGACGACGGAGUGGCACGAGCGUAUGAUGCAAAUGAUUCUGUUACUGGCUAUGUCGCCUUAUCUAACGACCAACUUAUGGAGUUACUCGCGAACCUUCCAGCGCAAUGGCAAUAUGAAUUGGAUCACCUAUACUCCGUAUUUGAUGGUGUCGAUGGACGUGAUGUGAACCAGACUCAGUUGCUCAACCCUCCUGCCUCGCUUCGGCGGGACCGUGGACCUACCAAGUCUCAAAACGAAAAGCGGGCAGUGGAACCUCUCCUAGAGAGACCGCAACUUGAAUGCAAGGACAUUACUUGCUUUACUCCAAGCGCCUGUACAUACAACGGUUGCACUUCAUGUACGUUUAUAGAUGGAGUUGGAGAGCCAUAUUCUCCUGGCAGGUGCUUCUAG
This is a messenger RNA of Talaromyces marneffei, 543 nucleotides long. RefSeq lists its product as uncharacterized. The transcript has a single exon. NCBI's taxonomy places the organism in Eukaryota, Fungi, Ascomycota, Eurotiomycetes, Eurotiales, Trichocomaceae. The coding region runs from base 1 to 543 and encodes 180 amino acids. The record is from RefSeq and is a predicted model, not a curated record.